Ostertagia ostertagi is the source of this 432-nucleotide messenger RNA. NCBI's taxonomy places the organism in Eukaryota, Metazoa, Nematoda, Chromadorea, Rhabditida, Trichostrongylidae. The record is from the annotation of a GenBank genome assembly.
AUGGCCGGUAUCGGCUAUGGACCAAUGGGAAUGGCACGUAAAGGCGAGACAACAAGUAUGGAUGCUGCCGUCAUUGAUCGAGUAGUUAAAGUACCAGAUGUGGCAGCCACUGCCGCUAUGCGAAUACUUCGAGAGCAGGGCGCUUCGGGCGGUACCAGCAGCGGGGUGAACCUGCUCACAUCGAUGCACAUUGCGGCGACAGCGGUAAAACCAUCAAAAUCUCGACUUACCAUCGCGACAUUACUGGCAGAUCCAGGACAUUAUUAUGAUACGACGUACUAUAAUAGAGAAUGGAUUGCACGGAAGUUUGCACGACAUGGAGGAUUAGAGGCUUACGACUGUUGGUACACUGUGAUCGCAGAAAGCUUAGCCUCGGGCGAUGAUCCAUUAGUGAUCGGAUACGACCGAUGUCCGAAUGGCUUAUUGCCUUAG